AAGUCAACAAAUCAGGCGGCGAGAUGUGACAACAACAAGAAGCACUUUACUGGAAGCAACUUCCCUUUUCUCUGUUUUUUUUAAAAAACAAAAGUUUUUGAGGUUUAAAAAACCGACGACUUAAAUGAAACCGCCUGUUUGUCAGAGUUGGACCCGCGGACGAACUUUGAAACCGGAUUUAUCAGCUCAGUUUGGUGGAGAGGCUCAAAAUGCGGACCGAUUCGUUCCUGUCCAGGAUUAACGUGGUGCUGGUGAUGGCCUACGGCAGCCUGGUCUUUGUUUUGCUCUUCAUCUUUGUCAAAAGACAGAUUAUGCGACUUGCCAUGAAGUCUCGUCGAGGACCUCAUGUCCCCCUCGGCCACAACGCCCCGAAGGAGCUGAGACAAGAAAUCGACGCCAAACUGUGCCUCGUCCAGAAAAUCCACUUCGAGCCUCGUCUGCUGUCUCCAGAUGACGACCGGCUGAAUCAGAGCAGCCAGUCGGGUUCCUACGACUACCUGUACCGGAUGAAAGCACUCGACGCCAUCAGGAGCACAGACUUGCCUUUCCGCGAGCUGGGAGGAACGUCCACAGCGGUGACUGGAAAAAGGUUCCGGACGUGGCUGCUGCAGCUUCGAAACUCUCACUGCAUGUUCAGAGACAAGCAGAGUUCUGUGAUCGACACGGUGUUGGACGGCUACAAUAAAGCCCGACAUGGGGCAGAGCCCUUUGGUGAAGCAGAAUAUUUGAAAUACCAGGAAGCUCUAACCGAACUGGCCUCCAUUGUGAAGUCUCACGGCGGCGUCGGAGGCGGCACCCCGAGCCAGCGCCAUCAAUCCGCAGCCAAAGACCUGACGGGCAGCUCCGAGCCUUCCAGCGCCUCCCCUUCCUCCCCCACCCAGACCACCUACCUCACCUCCACAAUGCAGCAGCGCAGCAAGAGUCGCAGACACUUCCUGGAGCUGAAGAGCUUCAAGGACAACUACAACACGCUGGACAGUACGCUGUAAAAAAAAACAAAAAAGUGUCAAGAACAAGGUAGUGCUGCCAGAUAUUCCAGUGCCUACAGGUGGGAUCAGUGGGGAAACAUACUGCCUUAAUGCACUAACACCAAUCGGCUGGUUUACAGCAGAGCUAAUCGAUUAGUUGUCGACUAUUUGAAUAAUCGACUGAGUCAAAACUCUCAGAUUCCAGCUUCUUAAAUCAGCUGGAGACACAGCGUCUUUAAACCAAACACCUAAUGGAUUAAUCGAGACAUAUAUCAACAAACUAACGGAGAUAAUCGUCCUAGUUUACAGUCUAUCGGACUACCGGUACGGCGCUCGUUGCCUGAGUGCAGCUUGUAUCCUGUAUUACUGCAUGUGUGACGUUUGGGUAGAAACACGAGGGUUGAUUAGACCAAAACCAAACCGGAGCUAUGAGGCUGCGCAGCAGCACAAGACAAUCAGUAUUUAUUGCACAAUAUAAAAAAAAAGAAAAAAGCCUAUGCAGACUUAUUAUCGAAUGCUAAGCUAACGGUAGCUGCACACUGAGAACAGCACACUGUUUACUUCUGUUCAUGUACUGUAGCUGCUCUUUGUUACUGCACUGAAGUCAGCAGCCUGUUCGUUUUUAUUCUUAAAGCCUUGAACGUUUGUUUUACAGAAGCCAUACUUGUUUUAAAAAACAAAAACUGUGAUCAUUAAGUGCUUUUUUUAAAAAAAGGUUUUAUCUCAGUGCAAUGUAACUUAACUGUACUUUAGUGCAUUAAUGUGUUGAGCUGAAUGUGAGGCGACUUAUAGGAGAUCUGAGCUGUUUGCUGUUUAUCCCUCCAGGGAGGAAAUUUAGUGCCUGAAAAAUGUUUUUUUUGUUUUUUUGUUUCUCUGUGGUGCCUUCUGUACAAGUUACCAUCCAAAUAGAACUGUGACAUACAGCCCA
Messenger RNA from Stegastes partitus (bicolor damselfish), 1896 nucleotides. RefSeq names its product lipid transport auxiliary protein 1 (gene ltap1). The record is from RefSeq and is a predicted model, not a curated record. Gene Ontology annotation, biological process: phagocytosis. Bases 210 to 989 code for a protein of 259 amino acids. The transcript is spliced from 7 exons. Lineage: Eukaryota; Metazoa; Chordata; Actinopteri; Pomacentridae.